Molecule: messenger RNA, 803 nt
Organism: Candidula unifasciata
Lineage: Eukaryota; Metazoa; Mollusca; Gastropoda; Stylommatophora; Geomitridae
Source: the annotation of a GenBank genome assembly
GUUACGGUCACAGCACGCCACAGACAAUAGGAGGCAAAAUCUUCUGUAUGUUCUACGCCUUGUCCGGCAUUCCUCUUUGCAUCGUGAUGUUCCAGAGCGUGGGAGAGCGACUGAACACCUUCGUGACAUUUCUAGUGAAGAACUUGAGAAAAUGCUUCAAGAUGAAAAAUACCGAAGUGUCGCAAACUAAUCUUAUCUUUAUCGCGCUAAACCUGUCAACAAUUGUGCUCACUUCUGGUGCCGCUAUUUUCGCACACUUUGAGAAGUGGCCAUAUAUUGAUGCCUUUUACUACUGCUUCAUUACCCUUACCACGAUCGGUUUCGGGGAUUUCGUGGCGCUGCAGAGAAACAAUAUGUUGACAAACCAGCCUGAGUAUGUAACUUUCUGCCUCAUUUUCAUUCUCUUUGGUCUGACGGUUAUAUCUGCCGCAAUGAAUUUGUUAAUUCUUCGAUUUCUUACAAUGAAUACUGUUGAUGAGAAGAGGGAGGAGAGGGAAGCAGCGGCGGCCGCUAGAGGAGCAGUGAGACUAGACGGGGAUGUGAUCACCGCCAAUGGUAGUGUGGUGUCCGGAGCCCAAGAAGCACCUGAGUACAAUGACCUCGUUUCAGUAUGCUCAUGUUCCUGUUACAACCUUCGCUCAAAAGGGAAACCCAGGUACUCCGUAACCAGGGGCCCAGGGAAAAUAUCACAUUUACUUCCAAUGCAAUCAACUGUGGGCAAAGAAGACAGUCACAGUUGUACAGAGGACAGUGCGUCUUUCCUGCAGUGGCAACAUCUUGGACAAAAGCGGGCUUCAAUCUAG